This is a messenger RNA of Sclerotinia borealis F-4128, 792 nucleotides long. NCBI's taxonomy places the organism in Eukaryota, Fungi, Ascomycota, Leotiomycetes, Helotiales, Sclerotiniaceae. The record is from the annotation of a GenBank genome assembly.
AUGGCAACUAUAUUUACUCGUAGCGUUCCCCGAACUCUGCGUGCUUUACCCCGCGCAUCUCCAGUGUCAAAAGCUUUCAGAGCUCCAGCUGUCACCCCUCUAACAAGACGAUUUCUUGCUACAACUUCUUUACCUGAACAACCACGAUUGAGAUUGGGUUCCGAAGCACCCAACUUCCAAGCCGAAACAACCCAAGGUCCUAUCGAUUUCCACAAGUUCAUUAAUAACAAAUGGACAAUCCUGUUUUCCCACCCUGCCGACUUCACUCCGGUAUGCACGACUGAGCUUGGUGCCUUUGCGAAAUUGAAGGAUGAAUUUGAGAAACGUGGUGUCAAUAUGAUUGGCUUGUCCGCAGAUCCCCUCCCAUCCCACAAAGAAUGGAUCAAGGAUAUCAACGAAGUCUCCGGAACAACCCUACAAUUCCCCAUCAUCGCCGAUGCGGACCGCAAAGUAGCUUAUCUCUACGACAUGCUUGAUGCUCAAGACACAACAAAUAUUGAUCAAAAGGGCAUUGCAUUCACUAUUCGUUCCGUCUUCAUUAUCGAUCCUGCCAGGAAGAUCAGACUUACGAUGAUGUAUCCAGCGAGCUGCGGACGAAAUACUAGAGAAGUGUUAAGAGUCAUUGAUAGUUUGCAAACGGCCGAUAAGAAGGGAAUUGCCACGCCCAUUGAUUGGCAGGUGGGAGACGAUGUCAUUGUACCACCGACGGUAAAGACAGAGGAUGUGAGGAAGAAGUUUGGAGAGGUCAGAGAGGUGAAGCCUUAUUUGAGAUUCACGAAUGUUGGGAAGUAG